GUCGCUGGUGAUGGGAGCACCUUCCCAGGAGGCGGCAGCUGCGGUGGAAAGUACAGGCGUGAGAGAGGAGGAAGAGGAGGUGAUGGCGACGGACCUGGGGAGGGGGAGACGCUCCGUCUGGCUGAGGCGCCACCCGGGCUAGGGUCACCCUUCCAGGACUUCUCGGAGCAGGCUAAAGAAAGACUGAACAUAACAGAAGAAACCUACACAGAUAACUUUGGAAGCACUGAAUGCAGCACAGUAACAAUGGAUCUCAAGUUCAACAACUCCAGAAAAUACAUUUCUAUCACUGUGCCCUCUAAAUCCCAGACAAUGUCACCACAUAUCAAGUCCAUUGAUGACAUUAUCGUACUUGGCAUAAAUCUUAGCAAAUUUAACAAACUUACUCAAUUUUUCAUAUGCGUUGCUGGAGUUUUUAUAUUUUACCUAAUUUAUGGAUACUUACAGGAAUUAAUAUUUUCAGUGGAGGGUUUUAAGUCCUAUGGCUGGUACCUUACCUUGGUACAAUUUGCUUUGUACUCCAUAUUUGGCCUAAUAGAACUUCAACUGAUUCAGGACAAAAGGAGAAGAAUACCAGGAAAAACCUACAUGAUAAUAGCUUUUCUAACUGUGGGCACUAUGGGGUUAUCAAACACGUCCUUGGGCUACCUGAAUUAUCCUACCCAAGUAAUCUUCAAGUGCUGCAAAUUGAUUCCUGUUAUGCUAGGAGGAGUUUUUAUUCAAGGAAAGCGUUAUAAUAUUGUAGAUGUGUCUGCUGCAGUAUGCAUGAGCCUUGGCCUUAUAUGGUUUACCCUAGCUGACAGUACCGUGGCACCAAAUUUCAACCUGACAGGUGUGAUGCUUAUUUCGCUGGCACUAUGUGCAGAUGCUGUCAUUGGAAAUGUUCAAGAGAAAGCUAUGAAACUGCACAAUGCUUCUAAUUCUGAAAUGGUUUUAUAUUCAUAUUCAAUCGGUUUUGUAUACAUUUUGUUGGGAUUGACAUGCACUAGUGGAUUAGGCCCUGCAGUAACAUUUUGUUCAAAGAAUCCAAUUCGGACGUAUGGUUAUGCUUUCCUUUUUUCACUCACUGGCUAUUUUGGAAUCUCUUUUGUACUGGCAUUGAUUAAGAUUUUUGGUGCACUUCUUGCUGUAACAGUGACAACAGGAAGAAAAGCAAUGACCAUAGUACUUUCAUUUAUAUUCUUUGCUAAACCAUUCACAUUUCAGUACGUAUGGUCUGGUUUGUUAGUUGUUCUUGGUAUAUUUCUCAAUGUGUACAGUAAAAAUAUGGAUAAAAUAAGACUACCAUCACUGUAUGAUCUGAUAAACAGAUCAGUGGAAGCAAGAAAGUCAAGGACGUUGGCACAAACUGUAUAGGGAAUGAUUCCUCCUGUUUAAAAUAGAAUUUUAAGGAAACAAUUAUAAAUUAAUUAACUUUACCAAAGGAUCUGGAGGCACUACUGUCCAUUUCUGGAUGGAUUACAUAUGAAGUGGUUUUGUGGUGUCAGCCUUUUCUUCUGAACACUCGUUAUACUGUUUGACUUGUGAAGCAAGCGCGAGAGCUGCCUCUAGCACCUUACAGUUAAAUGUCCUUAUGAAGGACUGCGAUUCCCCCGGUUUGGAUCACUGGAAAUGAACCAUGUUGCAAGACUAAUUGGAUAUCAUUAUGACAUAUCAAAGAAGUUGAUAUGUAAUAGCAGAUUGUUUUGUCUUCAUUCCAUUUUGGUGGUGUUAUUUAAAGUGAUUCUCUGUUAUAAGAGUAAACUGAUGAAUUAAAAUCUGGAGAGAAUACGAUUCAUUAUAUAAAACUACUCUGUGAUUUUU
Messenger RNA from Otolemur garnettii (small-eared galago), 1803 nucleotides. It is a transcript of the gene SLC35B3, whose product is annotated as solute carrier family 35 member B3. NCBI's taxonomy places the organism in Eukaryota, Metazoa, Chordata, Mammalia, Primates, Galagidae. Gene Ontology annotation, biological process: transmembrane transport. The coding region runs from base 247 to 1356 and encodes 369 amino acids. Gene Ontology annotation, cellular component: endoplasmic reticulum membrane; Golgi membrane. The transcript is spliced from 10 exons. The record is from RefSeq and is a predicted model, not a curated record. Gene Ontology annotation, molecular function: 3'-phosphoadenosine 5'-phosphosulfate transmembrane transporter activity.